GAAAUCGGUAGGAAGUCUUCCCGCUACAAAUAGGGUUCGGACCGGGCGCGGUUCAAGGCUGCUGGCUGUCUUACUCGGCACUCUAUAGCAUCCUUUGAUCUGUUCGUCCGUGGACUCGGCAACGCAUUAAGGCACACGGACACGCGCCCCAUCCAGCCGGCACACAAGUGGUCUAACCAGACCACCAGACCAGACCCCACACCAUGCCGCAGCCCGGACCGCCCUCCGCCUCCGGGCCGGGCGCCAGUGCAGGCGGCGCCGCAUUUGCCGCCGCCGCCGCCGCCGCCGCCCCAGUUGUUGAGGACGACAUUGGCGGCGCCUCCUCCUCCUCCUACGCCGCCUCCCCCGCCGUCGUCCGGCCGCCCACCUUUUCCGACUUCAUGCCCUCCCUGGGCGGCGCGGGUGGCAUCGUCGCCGCCGCCGCCGCCCUGACCUCGCACGAACCGACAACAGGCGCGGAGGCAGCAGCAGCAGCCGACUCCUUCUCCUACUCCUACUCCUCCAUCGCCGCCGCCGGUGCCUCCCCCGUGCCCCUCAGCGGCCCGGCCCCCCAGCCGCGCGGCUCCUCGCCUCCGCACCUGCACCCCUCGCACCCGCACGCCCGCACGCCCUCUGCUGGGCAGAGCCGCCUGGGCCGCUCUACCUCCCCGCACUCCCUGCAACCCCACCAACAGCAGCAGCAGCAGCAGCAGCAGCAGCAGCAGCAGCAGCAGCCGAUCUCGAUUGAAGCCGGCGUCAACGGCAACGGCAAAGGCAACAUCGGCGGCGGCGGCGCGGGCGUGGAUCUACAGCCGCCGGCUUCCGGCAUUGGUGCGGCCGGCGGCGGCGGCGGCGGCGGCGGCGCAGUUGGUGUUAGCCCCACCUCCGCCACCAGCACCAGCACCACCACCACCACUGUCACCACCACCGUCGUCACCGCCUCAGGCAGCAGCCCCGGCCCCGGCCCCGGCCCCAGCCCGUUCUUCGUGCCCUCUGCCUUUGAGGCGGCGCCCGCCAAAGCGCUGCUGCUGCAGGCCCAUCUGGAGAUGCUGGCGGGCGGCGGCGACGGCGGCGGCGGCGGCAGCUCCGUUUACGCGCCCAUGCCGCCGGAUGCAAUCAUGGCGGCGGCAGCGGCGGCGGCGGCGGCGGCGGCGGCGGCGGCGGCGGGUGGGGACGGCGUGUCCGCCUUUCCCGGCCCAGUGCCCUACCCGCCCUACCCGGCCCUGCCCCCGCACCUGCACCCCCAACCCCACCCCCACCAGGGCGGCGGCGGCGGCGGCGGCGGCGGAGCAGGAGCCGCCAAUUACGAGUACGGCACCGAAGGCGGCAAUGGCGGCGGCGGCGGCGGCGGCGGGAUGCUGGGGUCUGGCCUGGCUUCUGCGUCUGCGUCUGCGGGGUCUCUGCUGCUGGCGGGUCCGGGCUCGCUGUGUGCGGGGCUGCCGCGAUAUGUGCGGCACCCGCCCGUGGAGGCGGUGGUGUUC
Messenger RNA from Chlamydomonas reinhardtii, 1460 nucleotides. RefSeq lists its product as uncharacterized. The transcript has 2 exons. The annotation marks the transcript as partial. NCBI's taxonomy places the organism in Eukaryota, Viridiplantae, Chlorophyta, Chlorophyceae, Chlamydomonadales, Chlamydomonadaceae. The record is from RefSeq and is a predicted model, not a curated record.